AUGUUUUGUCCUUCAGGUACACCGCCUCAUCAUUUAGUGUUGAAAGUUGGAACGAUUGUCAUUCUUCUCAGGAAUUUGAACGUGUCGCUUGGAUUGUGUAAUGGAACACCUUUAAUUGUAACAGAGUUGCAAUUACAUUCGAUUGUUGCUAAAAAUAUACAAACUGGAAGGUUGGUUAUUAUACCAAAAAUAGUUUUUACUCCGAGUGAUAAAACUCUUUCAUUUCAUUUAAGACGUGUCCAGUUUCCAGUUAUACCCGCAUUUGCAAUGACAAUAAACAAGUCACAAGGCCAGUCUUUUAUGCAUGUGGGUAUCGACUUGACAUAUCAAGUAUUCUCUCGUGGUCAAUUGUAUGUGGCUCUCUCAAGGAGUAAGGAUAAAAAUAACAUUAAAAUUAAAAUGCCAGAAGAAAAAUGUAAAAAGGUUAAUUGUGUUUAA
Molecule: messenger RNA, 438 nt
Organism: Entamoeba invadens IP1
Lineage: Eukaryota; Evosea; Mastigamoebida; Endamoebidae
Exons: 1
Coding region: 1-438 (145 amino acids)
Molecular function (GO): ATP binding; helicase activity
Source: RefSeq, a predicted model, not a curated record